CACGACAACGCGCGACAACGGCACUUUUGCCCACCAUCUAGCCAUAUUCAGUCGCAAACGAAACUGACAAGAUCCUUUCUCUUGUGCUACCGAGGCAAUGCUUUUGAUCGAAGACCGCGAAUAGCUCAUCCGCCCCCCAUCAUCAUGAACCGUUUCACCGCGGACUAUUCGUCCAGCAUCAAUUCCACUCCUGGCAAAGAGCCCGAACGACCACGCGCAAAUCUCUUCGCUUCCAAUACUCCGCAGCUAGCCAGCACGACCCCUAUCGCGCCUCCUCCCUCCCAGAUCUUCGGAAGCUCCUCUUUCGGCAACACUGGCGUCAGCAAACUACAAUUGCCCUCCAAGCCUUCGAAAUCGUCUCCUCCCUUACGCUCUCCACAAUCCCGAUCAUACGAAGAGCCGCGCACGAAGAAUGGGACGCCAGCCAGCAAAAUGGCAAGACCAUAUCACACUUCGUUUGGGCUGUCGCAAAACUCAGAAUACACCGACCUAGAUGAUGCAGAUGCGGACUUUUCAGAUGAAGAAGCCAUGGAAGAAGAAGAGCCAGGGGUGGCGGAGGAGUACGGGACAAGCCAGUUUGGAUUCUCACGGGGCUUUGAAACUAUGAAUGAGCAAUCGGCAGCAUCGCUCAUGAAGUUCAGCACCAUGAGCGGGAACAAUCGAGAUUCCAGGAUGUUGUCCCAUCAGCAUCGUAGUAGACCUUUACGGGCCUCGAGAAUUUCUGCCUUGCCCAACAAAGGCAAUGAAAACAUCGUCGUCAGUCUGGCGCAGAACAUGGCCACGAGGGCACAACCAGCCACUCUAGCCGAACCGGACGAGGUGAUCUUGCAAACCGAACAGCUCCUCCGACAACUCGACGAGCAGACGCAGUACUUGAUGGACAGCAACAGGGCCCUCGAAGCCGUUUCUGAGCGAGUCGUCGAGUUGAUCUCCGUCUGGCAUCGCUUCGUGGAGAUAGACCGUCCUGCCCUCGAUAGCAGCGAGAUCGGGCCACAGCCUUCGGCGCCUGCGUUCACGAAAGCCAACUAUCUAGCAUCUCUCUUACUCGCCCUGCGGCAUCCUCCUCCUUCUCCAAACGGCCCUUCGACUCCAAUGCCACAGCUUCUCCUAGAAUGGCUCGAUGAGUAUCACGUUUCGUAUGAGUCGCUCUACAACUCCGUAGCUUCAGCUCAACCCAGUUGCGUAUCUCACGACUUGUUUUGGGAUGCCGUUCAAAGCUUGGUGCUGAGGGGCAGAUUGGGCAUGGUCAUGCAGUUGUUUGCUGAUGCCGAUUUUCGAUACGCCGCAUCUGCUACAGAUGAGGGCACGGAUGAGAUCGGCUACAAAGGCGCACAGCUCCAAGCAGUCCAGAGUGCCAUAUACCGCGCAAGAGUCCUACUCAACUCUUGUCCUGUAAUUCAACUCGAAGAUUGGAAUGUGGCAGGCCCGGAGUGGGACUUGUUUCGGAGCCAAGUCGAGGCAGAACUGGAAAAUUUGACAGAUCAGGCUUCAGCUCACGAAGAACUUGACGAUGAUGAAUCUUUUGAGGCGGAGAAUUUUGGAUUGCGCAAACCUGGCAAAACCCUCCUCGCCAAGCUUGGGCAGAAGUCCAAAUCGACCUUGCCUUGGACGAUCUACCAGAACUUGAAAAUAAUCUACAACAUCAUGCUCGGUAGUGCCGAAGAGAUUGUUGCUCAGUCUCAGGAUUGGCUCGAGGCUGCGACCUCUUUGACGGUAUGGUGGGAUGGCACCGCAAAUGCAUCAGUCGCCCAAUGGAGUUUCGACGUCAGCCGAGCUAAUAACUUGGAAGCGGCAAACCUCACCGAGACAGACCUCUAUCUCGCACGGUUGCGAGACUCGUUUCUCAGCGUGACCGAUCCCAAAGAUAAGAAUGCAUUCCAAAUCAAUGCCAUGUCGCCUGUUGAGGUUGGCUUAGCCGCGGUGCUCCAGGGUAACACUCAAGGAGCUCUUCUAGUGCUCCGUGUCUUGUCCCAAUGUAUUGCUGCUUCUGUGGCCGAGAUUGGGUCCAAGGCGGGAUGGCUAGAAACUGAAGGCUCCGCUUCUCGACCAAGUGGGUUGAAUGAUGAGGAUCUCAUGGUGCUCAGCUACGGCGUAGAGAAGCCAGCUGUGUCCAAGGAUGAUAUUCUGCGGGGUUACGCCGAUCAGCUCUUUGAUAAGGACAUAUUACGGCUCCCUGACGGCACUGCGGUUGAGGGCUGGGAAGUGGCAAUCUCGGUCGUGAACAGACUGGAUGACCGUGAGGCCAUGCGAGUUGCUGUUGGCGGUUAUCUUGACCAGCUCCAGGUUGUCUCCCAGGAUCGAGCUGAGAAGCUUACCAAUCUUUGCUCGGAUCUCGGCCUGCAGGAAGAAGCGCGCAAGGUCUCGGAUCGUUUUGGAGAUCAUCUCGUCAACAACACGACAGACUAUGGCACAGCUCUCCUGUGCUACUCACGGAGUCAUGCGUCACACAAGAUUCGACAAUUGAUCGAUCUGCUGAUCAGCUACUCCUUGGUCCAGUCUCGAGCAUAUCCACCGGAAAAUGAGAUGGACGAUGGACUACAAAGCCUGGUCGGAAACCCCAAGUCUGCCCUGUCAGAUAUCGCCGAAGCCGAUCCCGAAGCCGCGGAAAUUCUGCAAUUCUACCUUGUCGGCUAUGCUUGUCUCAGACGCUUCUACACUCUACGCGACCAAGAUGCUUUACAAAUGAAGCCCUCGACUCUCAAACCUCUCGCCCGUCGUAGAGCUGCCGCCAAGACCCUCGUCGCUGCAAUCGACAGUGCAGCAGACAGCAUCUAUGGCGGUCUUUACGACCCUGAACGCCAAUCUGCCAUCCAAGUCGACGGGUUGUUAACACUGCUUGGUGAAGCCACUGCGCUGCUCGCCGACAGCCACCCCUCGGGCAAGUCGGUCUUGACCCCGACGCAGAUCUACUCCAUCCUGGCCGCGAUCGAAGACCUCUCGACGGUGUCGGCGCGGGUGUACGACGCCACGGAAGAAUGUUUGCAGGCCGCUCUGCGGAACUUCCACGGCUCCCAGCCGCCGAGUCCACACGCCAUGCUCAAGAAAAGCAUGUCGUCCGGCACGAACUCGGCUUUUAGUUUUAGCAUGAUGGGUUCGGAGAUGCUGGGCAAGAGCGAUCUGACCAGCACGGGCACGGGUGGCGGCAAGAGUGCAGGCAGUAGCGGCGUGCUUGUCCCCGGCCCCGGCCAGAACCACGAUACUGCACCGAAAGGAUGGGACUGGCGGGAGAGGUUCAAGGACAACAAGCAGGUGACGGGCGACGAGGUGGUGAGGACAUUGAGAAUAGGAUUGGCCGAGGAGUUGAGUCUCGCCGAGCUCUAGUUAGACAAUCGCGGGGGAAAAUCGUCAUGAACGCGCAUUAAACGAACCAGCACAGGCAAUGU
This is a messenger RNA of Exophiala oligosperma, 3383 nucleotides long. RefSeq lists its product as uncharacterized. The coding region runs from base 145 to 3321 and encodes 1058 amino acids. The transcript has a single exon. Gene Ontology annotation, cellular component: nuclear pore outer ring. Lineage: Eukaryota; Fungi; Ascomycota; Eurotiomycetes; Chaetothyriales; Herpotrichiellaceae. Gene Ontology annotation, biological process: mRNA export from nucleus; positive regulation of DNA-templated transcription; protein import into nucleus. The record is from RefSeq and is a predicted model, not a curated record. Gene Ontology annotation, molecular function: structural constituent of nuclear pore.